GUACGACAAAAAGGUUAUACUAAAAGGUAGAACAAAAAAGUUGUAUAAAAAAGUGAGAGAGAAAGGUGAUAUAAAAAGGUUGUACAAAAAGCAUUACCCUUAUUAAAAUUGUUCACAAUGUCCCUUCCUCAAACUUGCAUGGUAUGGUGUUUUUGUUAAAAUUAGUAAAGUAAUUUUCUAGAAGGGUUACUGUUCAUGAAUAGCUCUUCAACUUUCAGUUAUGUAAGCGUGUGAGAUCAAAUAUGUUUGUGUCAGUUACAAUUAGUUUAUUUUGUUUAGUGGUGUGACAGUUUCUUCUACAGUUUGUAACUUCUUUUCAUUUCAGCAAUGUUUAUGUAUUUUCAUCAUCUUAUUUUCUAAGUAAUAGAAGAAAUUCAAUCAUACAAGUCUUGUUCCUUUUUAGCCAUUUUUGAAGUUCUUUGGUUUGCUUUUCUUCACUAAGGUUGCUGAUCUUGGGGUUAGUGUGUCUUUGGUUGCACUAAGACUUUUUUACAUGGUAUCAGAGCUAGAGAGAUAAGCAAUUGCUCUGUGACAAGAUCUCUUGUGAAGGAAAUCAGCCGGUGUUCCAAAAUGGAUUCAAGUGGUCGUGUUGUUGGACUUGGUAUGGAAUUAUUGAACCAGUCCAAUUAUAAUGUAUGGAAGACUUGCAUGGAAUCUUAUCUUGUUGGUGAGGACCUUUGGGAUGUUGUUGGUGGUAAUGACAUUACUGCUCCAGAAAAUAAUGAAGAAAAUGCUGAGGCCUUUAAGCAAUGGAGGCAAAGGAAUGCUAAGGCAGAAUUUGCCUUGAAGAGGUCUAUUUCUCAUGGAAUGUUUGAGCACAUAAUUCGUUGCAAAUCUACCAAUGAAAUUUGGCAAACACUAGACAGGUUAUUCAACAAGAAAGAUGUGGCUCGGCUGCAGUUCUUGGAGAAUCAACUCUCUAAUGCCUGUUUAUCUGUGACUUAUCAAGGUAGUGGUGUUGACAAUAAAAAUGUUCUUGUAGCUGAGAAAAGGAAAAUCUUCAACUCAAAAGAAAAGAAAGAUGGUGCAGAGUAUAGAGUUGGUGCCUCUUAUUCUUCAAAUUUCGAGAAGAAAAUCUUUAGAUGCUAUCGGUGUGGUAAACUUGGACAUGUGAAGAAAAAUUGUCGUGUCAGGCUAAUGCAAGGAAAUUGGGUUGAAGCUGAAGGUGGUGAUAAACAGGAUUCUGGUUAUGGUCAUCAUGUGACUGGUGAUGCUUCCAAGUUCUCAAGUCUUCAUCUUCAUAAAGGCAAAGAUGCAGUUAUCACAGUUGACAACACAGUUCACUCCGUGGAAAAAGAAGGGACAGUUAUUCUCGGUGGUUGCAAGGAAAAUUCCAUUACACUCACUAAUGUGUAUCAUGUCCCAGGUAUGACAAAAAAUCUUUUCUCAGUUACAAAUGCUGUGGACUCUAGGAAUUAUGUCUUAUUUGGCCCUAAUGAUGUGAAAUUUCUUCGAAAUAUUGAAGAAUUAAAAGCUGAUGUUGUUCAUGUUGGUAAAAGAACUGAUGAUGUGUAUGUUUUAUCAACCUCAACAUCCUUUGUUGAGAAACUAAGUGGCCAUGACAAUGCUUCUAUAUGGCAUGCUUGUCUUGGGCAUCUUAACAUGAAUAAAUUGAGAGUUAUGGUGCAGAAAGAAUUAGUCAAAAGGCUGCCAAACCUAACCAGUUUUGGUGAUGGUGGAAGUUGUGAAGGUUGUCAAUAUGGCAAGGCUCAUAGGCUUCCAUUUGAGAAGUCUUUUUCUAGGUGCAAAGCUCCAUUGGAUUGCAUUCAUAGUGACUUGUUUGGGCCAACUCCCACUCCUUAUUCUGGUUUUCGCUAUAUGUUGAUAUUUGUUGAUGAUUUCACAAGAUUCACUUGGGUUUAUUUUGUGAAGGAGAAAUCAGAAGUUUUCCUCAAAUUUCAAGAGUUCAAGGAAACUAUUGAACGAGCUCUUGAAAGGAAAAUCAAACAGCUUCGAACUGACAAUGGAGGUGAAUUUACUUCUGAUGCUUUUAAUUCCUUUUGUCGUAGUGAAGGGAUAAGAAGGGAACUCUCUUGUGCUUACACUCCGCAGCAAAAUGGAGUGGCAGAGAGGAAAAUUAGACAUCUUGCGGAAACUUGUAGAAGCUGGUUACAUGCAAAAAAUCUACCAAAAGAAUUAUGGGCAGAAGGAAUGAAAUGUGCAGCUUAUGUGAUCAACAGGGUGCCGCUUAGUCCAAUCAACAUGAAGUCUCCUUAUGAGUUGAUGUUUGAUGAGAAGCCCAAUGUCAGGCACUUUAGAAUUUUUGGCUCUAUCUGUUAUGUCCAUGUGCCAGAUUCUCAAAGAAACAAGUUUGAUGCCAAGGCUAGAAAAGAUGUGGUUUUGGAUGAAAUUUCAUCCUACUAUGGUUCUACUAAGGAUUUGGAGCUUGAAGUUACAAGUUUGCCUUUCACAUCAAAUUCAAGUUCAUCUGCUUCACAGGAAAAGCAGGGUGAAAGGGGGAGCUCUAGUUCAAGUGAAAAUGGUCAACAACAAAAAGAAGAUGGUGCUGCUAAUCAAAGAUCAAAACGGAAUAUUGUUAAACCAGCCCGCUAUCGAGAUGAAAAUUUUACUAGCACUUACUCUUGUUUCUUUGCAGGACCAUCUGAUGAUGAAGUUCCUUUGUGCUUUGAAAAGGCAAAAGGUGUCAAAGUAUGGGAGGAUGCAAUGGAUGAGGAAAUGAAUGUGCUAUUUAAAAAUGAAACUUGGGAUCUUGUUCCAAAACCCAAGGAUGUACAGCUUGUUUCUUGUAAAUGGGUGUACAUAAUUAAGCAUAAGGUUGAUGGGAGCAUAGACAGAUAUAAAGCAAGGCUGGUUGCUCGUGGAUUUUCUCAAAAGUAUGGAGAAGAUUAUGAAGAAACCUUUAGUCUUGUUGCCAAGAUGACUUCUGUUCGUAUAGUAUUAGCUCUUGCAGCCUCUCAAAAUUGGAAAUUGUGGCAACUUGAUGUCAAAAAUGCUUUUCUAUAUGGAGAGCUUGAUAAAGACAUUUACAUGCAGCAACCACCAGGCUAUGUUGCAAAUUCUCAUCCAGACUUUGUUUGCAAACUCAAGAAAGCUCUUUAUGGGUUAAAGCAAGCGCCAAGGGCCUGCAAUCCAGCUUGCAUGUUAUAGUUCUACUAUAUGUGGAUGACAU
Rubroshorea leprosula is the source of this 3130-nucleotide messenger RNA. NCBI's taxonomy places the organism in Eukaryota, Viridiplantae, Streptophyta, Magnoliopsida, Malvales, Dipterocarpaceae. The record is from the annotation of a GenBank genome assembly.